GUUUGACCCCGGACCCGCCCACCAAACUGAUCGCCAACGUGACAGCGUGACGAGCAACGACACCACGACUGACACCUCUUAUUGCAUUUGUAAGAGGUUGUCUUCUUUUUAAACACGACGUAACCAUGACAUCAAAAGCUGUAACAACAGUUGAUGAGAAUGGCGAGAAAGAGAAGUACAUCGUUUCAAGUCAGGAUGAGUUUCUACAUCUGUUCGAGAAGCUAGUUCUUAAAGAUGAAGAUGGCUAUCGCAUUGGCGGAUACCUGUCCCUUAAGGAUGGCCAAACAUACUAUGUGGCCAGCGUGCCUGCUGAAUACCCUCCGCUUAGCCCGGCUGCUUUGCGGGGCCCGAUGAUAACCCCUCGAUUCCCCCCUUCCCCUCCACGUGAUGGAAUCACAAACGCGCCGUUCACUCUAUUUCGACAUGAGUUCGUCACUCGUGUCCUAGAUUUUGCCAAGAAGACAGUAAUUUUGCGUUCUCCUCCUGCAACUGGCAAAACGUCUUUAAUUGAUUUGACCGAGAAGAAACUGCGGGAAACAACGGAAGCAAGAGUCAUCCGGAUCAAUGUCGGUGAAUGCGUGGACGACCAAGGACUCAUUGAUAUGCUGGUGGAAGAGCUUGGCGUAAGGUGCAACAAAAUUGGAUCGCUUUUGGGCGACACGUGGGUCCUGAUCGACGAUGCUCAACUUGCUUUCGAUGCACAACGAUUCUGGAAAAUCGUUGUAAAGGAUUUUUCGAGAAUUGAUUCAGUAAACGUUGUCAUUGCAGCUACAUAUGAUUUGCAGUCUCAGGGUACAACUCCCUACUCCUUUGGCGAACAGACGCACAUUUCAGACCUAUUGCUGUCACCAGAAGAAGCAGAAGAAUUAUAUGAUGGAUACGUCAAGCAAAUACCUUAUGCAAGGGACUGGGUUGCCUUCAAAGAUACCCUUCUGAGGCUAGCUGGUGGUCACGUUGGAGUACUCAGUGGUGGCGUUGCGAUGCUUUACCGAAUUGAAAAAGAAGAGCAAAAGAGGCUGACUCAAUCAGAGGCCCUUGCUGCGUUGCGAGACUCUCGAUUUCGAGUGAACUUGAAUCGCUGUUUCCCAUGCAAGAAACUUAUGAAUGAAAAACAGAGAAUGGCAGUUUCCGAGAGAAUUAUCAGCAAAGGACAUAUGUUAAACCCAAUCGAUGCUUCUCAGGGCAGUCAACAUGAUGAAUCCUUGGUGCAACUUGUCCGAGCUGGUGUUUUGUCUAGCACUGGUGCCUUUUCAUGUCUGGUAGCCCAAUGGCUAUAUUUCAAUAGCUUCUACAAUCGACCGGCAGAAGGACCGACAUCUAUUGGAGAGUUGAUUUUGCAGGCAGUGCGUUCACUUUCUGCCCUGAGGCUUCGCCAAUCUUGUGGCACACAACACUUUCCGCAGGAGGCUGCAUUCCAGCAGCUCUUUAAUGAGGCCUUCACCAGGCUACUGCCUCCUGCCGUGUCUGUUUGUCCUGAGUUGAAUACUUUUGCCAAGGACAAAAAUGGGAGGGUCUUAUCAGGCGAACUGGACUUUUAUAUCGGCGAGGAUAGGUGUUGGGCAAUUGAGCUCUUGAGGAAUGGGGACAAGAUCAACGAGCAUGUGGGGCGUUUUGAUCCUCAAAGUGGGAAGUAUCGGGGUGUCGGAUACAAGGAUUAUCUUGUUGUUGAUUGCAGGGGUGCUCUUGUUAGAGAAGUAGCAACCAUGCAGGAUCGAUGCACCAUUUAUUUUUCCGAUAACUUUCAGUCAGCCCAGUGCAAGAUGCGGGAGGAUCCUCUUGUAACAAUUGACCUGAGCGAUUAAUUGAGCAACAACGUUCUGUAGAGGAACGCCCUUCCACCACGCACCCGGCCGGAUGAGACCUAAAUGGAAAUCCGUUAGGAUUGACAUUUAGGUCGAAGCCGGCCGGGCGAGCUCCCGGGCAGUGAACCACAUGAGGUGGAGGGGCGUAUCUUCUGGAACCAUGUGACAAUUUCACCCUAAGUAACUUAACGGCCGUUAAAGACAGGUAAUCACAUUACCUAAGUAAGUAAAAUGUGACCAUUUACAUGUCACCUGCGACAAGCUCGAAACAAACUGCCCAAACUUGAACCGUGGUAACUGAUGCACCAGUCGCAACAACAACUACAAAAGGAACCAACACGAUGACGACCACCACUUCGAACAAAGAGAUGUGCAACAAGCCCUCGCGGCGUUUGAGCGACACACCCAGAAGGAGCAGUAGCAGUUGGGACAAUAAGUACCAUAGUACUAGUGGCAGAUGUCGUUGAAGAAAUUGAAACUGGUGUCCUCGAACGAACCAACGAACAACUAGCCUUGACUGACCGAUCGACCAGCCUUGACCGACCGAUCAAUCAAAAACAAACCAAUGAGUGACCACACCAAGCAUCAGCAGUAGCACCGCUGCAGUAGUAGUAACAACAGCGACAACAGUACAUCGUAGUAACAUCGGCAACAACAGUAGUAACAACAGCAACAACAACCAAGUGCGACCGACUGACUGAAGUUUGUUUGCAUGAUGGUAU
This is a messenger RNA of Seminavis robusta, 2524 nucleotides long. The record is from the annotation of a GenBank genome assembly. NCBI's taxonomy places the organism in Eukaryota, Bacillariophyta, Bacillariophyceae, Naviculales, Naviculaceae.